This is a messenger RNA of Trypanosoma rangeli, 825 nucleotides long. Its product is annotated as proteasome regulatory non-ATPase subunit. NCBI's taxonomy places the organism in Eukaryota, Euglenozoa, Kinetoplastea, Trypanosomatida, Trypanosomatidae. Gene Ontology annotation, biological process: proteasome-mediated ubiquitin-dependent protein catabolic process. The coding region runs from base 1 to 825 and encodes 274 amino acids. The record is from RefSeq and is a predicted model, not a curated record. The transcript has a single exon. Gene Ontology annotation, cellular component: proteasome regulatory particle; cytosol; nucleus.
AUGGCUGAAGAAACCGAUGUUGGUAUCACCGUUCGCAAGGUAGCAGAGGAAUUUCUGAAGCUAAAGACGGAAUACGAGCACAAAAACAACUAUGCAUGCCAGAGCAUUCUCGAGAAGAUAAAGCGGAAACUCAUUUCGCUGCCGACGUUUCUUAACCCCACAGCGCAGAGCCGGACGCGUGCGGAGGAGCUCAUGAUCACUCGUGAAGUGCUGGAGCACGGUGUCUUAGUGAGUGCGCGUCUCGGAGACCUCGACAGUUUUGAGCUUUACUUUAACCAACUUAAUGUGUAUUACACUGACAUUGCUAGCGCAGAGCUUCCUGAGUCCCCGUUAUACCUGCUUAUCCUUGGUCUCAACUUGGUGCGCCUGCUGGUUCGCAACCGCAUUGCGCAAUUUCACUCAGAACUGGAGAAAAUACCCAACCAAAUUCACGGCACAAACACGUACAUUCGUUUCGCUGUUCUCCUUGAACGUUACUUGAUGGAGGGAAGCUACAAGAAGCUCCUCAAUUCACGUCAUCAAGCCCCUUCCAAUGAGUAUAUUCCUAUCGUGGGAAUGCUGGAAUCCACAGUGCGGCAGGAGGUGGCGGAGUGCAUUCCCCGCUCCUACAACACACUCUCUAUAGACAAGGCACAGAGGAUUCUUAUGGUGGACUCGGAGGAGGAAGUGAGACAGAUUGGUCGGACCCACAAUUGGCACCUCAGCGCCGACGGUCGCAGCUUUGUAUUCACACGCGAGGAGGAUCUAGCUAGGAGGGAAGUUCCAUUUGAAGAAAUGCUGAAAAAUCACUUACAUUUUGCGGCUGAGCUGCAACGCAUUGUGUAG